UGAGUAACCGAGCUGCAAACUCCAGAUCUCGGGGGAAGUCAGAGCAUAGUAAGAAAGUUUGUAAUAGAAGACACGCAUAAAAGUUCGCUAUCAUUCAAGAGUGGAAUAGAACACUUUUAGCGUUUCUACACGAGGCCGCUUUCCAUUGUUGGCCUGACAUGGGUUUCUUUAUUACUUUCUCUCCUCUUGCUCUAGGAAAGGAUAAGCAAUAUGAAGCCUAUUAUUUAAACGUAAGUUGAGUUGAUGAGAGAUUUGUAGUCAUCGUUAUAAACAAAAUUAUGUUGUACUUAAAUUACAUUCCUUACUGAGUUAAAGUUUUUGUUUGAUUUCUUACAUAACUGCUCUGUUGCGGUGAGAGAACGAUGACUAGUGAAAUGCCUUUUUGUUCUUCUAUAAAAUAGGUAAUAAUAUAUAGGUUACGGUUUGAACACCUUACUUCAACUUUGAGGAAAUAACAGCGUGGUGUUGAACACGUUUCCAAGUAGUUACUUCGGUUAUAAAUGACAUUUUAGAAAGUUUGGCUUGUAUACCUCUGUGCUUGCUCAUCAGUACGUGAAAACAAAUGGAUAUAUGACUCGUAAGUAUGCAUCACAAAUGAAGUAAAAAACUUGGACAAAAAUGACAAAUUAACCAGGAUUUGACCACUUAUCUGGAUAAAGAAAUUUUGUAUCAACACCACCAAUGGCGAGAAAUUCUUCGAAUAUACAGCAUAUAUAAAGAUACUAAUUGAGGAACUUAAGCCCAUUUUUCCAGGUGGAGUAAUAUCUUCGCUUAUGGUGAGGAUUUUGUAGGUGCCGCUAAAAAGUUCUAAGGCCGCUAUCACGUGGCCGAUAUAUUUAUGACCAGUUCAUUAAGUAUGGUCACUAAUAGAAAAAAAAAUCAACGAAAUUAGAAAACGCUGCUGUGCAGUUCCAUAUUAUUACAACGUCUCACCAAAUAUGAAUGCUGAAGUUAAACUUUCAUGACGCAUGUCUUUAACUUGAAUAUUGAACACAGUUUCUUAUCGUUACGACUAAUACACAAGAUGUUAGUUGUAAGUGUGUGAAAUCUGUUUCAUUCGUAAGGUCGUGUAAAAGUUUUGGAAACACCGCCCUUGGGAGUCACGCUUUCAAAUCUCAAGCAUUCGAGUUGUUUACCAUAACAGCUACGAACAAGACUUUUGCACAACCUUCCUGCACUCUCCUGGUUGAAACAUGAGGAAUUGGAUAUGGAUUUUCUUAGUUUGUUUUUACUGGUUAGUUGGUUGGCACGUGCAAUAUGCGAUCUCGGACAGUAGGCAUACUGCGAGGAGUCUAAUAAGACAGCCACGUUAUUUCAGCCGUACUGUUAGUGACCACUCAGCCAGCAGAUUAAGGGCGAGGAAGUACAGCUCUGAUCAAUACUUCUACCAGCCUCCGGGGCGGGAUGAAAUAGAACCGGCUUCUUCGCAUCAGCAGUUUUCCCGGCAUUACUAUGGUACUCAAGAAGGAGUGACUUACCUUAAGAGGAAUUACGGACCAACGGGUCUUCAUCGCGCCACAGUCGACUUUGGCAUUCAUCAAAAAUUGCAGGACAUUCGCCGAGCCAACGAACAUUUUCUUCAAAUCAGACGGACAGCGAAAUGCCACACACCCCGACCCCAAGUAGUGAAUGUCAAGAACUAUUAUCCGGAUCCCAGAAGAAAAUACCUUCCUGGAUGCACUAUCUUGCACCGAUGUACAGGAAACGCUGGAUGCUGCGAUGAUGAAGGAAUGGAGUGUGGACCAAGAGCUAUUCAAGAAGUUGCUCUCUAUUUUUAUCUUCUCCAAGUUGGAAAGCAAGGCACGUAUGUUGGUCUAAGUAACACCGUUGAAAAACUGCUCUUUAUCAAUCACACGGAAUGCGAAUGUCGACCCAUCGAUAAUCAGCCACGUGCACCAGAGGACCUGAAACAACUUCCGGAUUUGGAUAAGAUGAAAGCAAUAAGUUCUGGCACAGAAUGGGAUUCUGAACUUGACAAUCCUUUACGACGUCCACCUACUCAGAAGGAAUCAAAGUGUCGAGAAUGCCCUUUGCCAUUUUAUAGAAGAGAAUAUCCGGAUGGAAGGUGCAGCUGUGACUGUUUUGACCGCCAUAAACCGUGUCUUAGGAUAAAAAGAGGUCGUCGCCCAUUGUCAGACAUUGAAAUCAGGUGUGUUCGAGCCCGCAAGUGCCAUAUCCCCGAGUGUAGGUUUGGCCAAUACAACUUUUUAACGGGAAAAUGCCCUAAGCGACCCCAGAACCAUAAAAAACAGAAAACCCGCAAAGAAAACAACAAAAACCAACACCAUUAUCACAGAUGGGCUUUCUACGAACGUGAUUAAUAAAGAAAAGUUCAAAGUCCUCGGAAAUAAAACUGUUCUAUGAACUAGUCUGUAUAGUGUUCAAGAUGCAAGACUUUUAGUUCACGUUAAAAGUGAAAAAUGUUACAAGGUCUAACCUUGCGACAGUUUUACUCACUCUUUUACCCAGAGAGGGCACUUUCAGUUCAUUAACAAGUCUAUUAAUCGGAAAAAAAAGAGUGCCAACAACAACAACAAAAACUUUUGUUUAUUUUUCUAAAAAGUGUUUCUCUUGCUAGAGAAAAAAUAUUUGCAAAACUAUUAAGAGAAAUGGCGUCAUUUUUAAAACUAUGUUUCUAUGUGUUCACGCGUGAUUUAUAAUUUUAUGUUGAAUUAGUCCGGUUGCAAGAACGAACCUUUAUAAAUGAUUGAACGGUUAAAUUUUACAUACGUGUAUUUGUAAGCUGUGCACGUACAAAAGUUAUAGGUGCCGUAUUAAGUGUUUUGGCUUUGCUGGUGUUUUAAUUAUUAUGACAAAGUGUUUGUGCUGCAUCGUUUAUUUGUAAAUUAAACGUUGUUCUGUUCACGAA
Messenger RNA from Limulus polyphemus (Atlantic horseshoe crab), 2869 nucleotides. RefSeq names its product vascular endothelial growth factor A-like. The transcript has 6 exons. Gene Ontology annotation, biological process: hemocyte migration. Bases 1194 to 2321 code for a protein of 375 amino acids. Gene Ontology annotation, cellular component: membrane. NCBI's taxonomy places the organism in Eukaryota, Metazoa, Arthropoda, Merostomata, Xiphosura, Limulidae. Gene Ontology annotation, molecular function: growth factor activity. The record is from RefSeq and is a predicted model, not a curated record.